This is a messenger RNA of Larimichthys crocea (large yellow croaker), 1950 nucleotides long. RefSeq names its product elongation of very long chain fatty acids protein 1. Gene Ontology annotation, cellular component: endoplasmic reticulum membrane; endoplasmic reticulum. The transcript has 8 exons. The record is from RefSeq and is a predicted model, not a curated record. Gene Ontology annotation, biological process: sphingolipid biosynthetic process; fatty acid elongation, saturated fatty acid; fatty acid elongation, polyunsaturated fatty acid. Gene Ontology annotation, molecular function: fatty acid elongase activity. The coding region runs from base 351 to 1232 and encodes 293 amino acids. NCBI's taxonomy places the organism in Eukaryota, Metazoa, Chordata, Actinopteri, Sciaenidae.
UGAUUCCAGUCCCAUACUUAUCACAGCUGGCCUCACGCUUUUACUCAUCUCCUUCUUGCUUGCUCUCUCAGUCUGUCUACAUUUGUUACCUGUAGGACUUUCAGCUCUUGUUGGACUCUUAGUAAAAAUCAUAGACACUUGAGGACAGCUGGAGACUACCACCCACGGACUAGCUUUGCAUGUAUCCUGUUUUCACCUGAUCACCUUCACUAGUGUUUUUUAAUUUUUUUUAUUUGUUGGAUCCUCUGAUUUGAAGUGCCGCCUGUGUAGUGGCUUUCAAACAAACAAGAGUGAGUGCUGAGGACUUGUGCUCAGCAGGCGUUUAUUAGGACAAAACACAAGCAGUCACCAUGCUGCAGGACGCUGUAUCAAACAUUAUAAAAUACCACAAUUCUCUACGGUUGAGGACUGAUCCUCGAAUCAGAGACUUCCCACUGAUGCAGAGCCCAGUACCGAUGACCUCCAUCCUGUUGGCCUAUGUCUUCUUCUCAGUGUACGUUGGACCUCGCCUAAUGGCAAACCGCAAGCCCUUUCGUCUCAACACAGCCAUGAUUGUCUACAACCUCAGCAUGGUUUCACUGAACGCCUACUUGGUGUAUGAGUUCUUGAUGUCUGGAUGGGGCACCACCUAUACGUGGAGAUGUGACCUUAUUGAUACCUCAAAUUCCCCGGAGGCUUUAAGAAUGGUUAAUGUGGCUUGGGGUGUGUUUUUUACAAAAAACAUUGAACUCCUCGACACAGUAUUCUUUGUCCUGAGGAAGAAACAAAGCCAGAUCACGUUUCUCCAUGUAUUCCAUCACUUCUUCACACCCUGGUGUUGGUGGUGGUCCCUCAACUUGACUCCUGUUGCCGGAAUGGGCUCUUUCCAUGCCUUGGCGAAUUCAGCUGUCCAUGUUAUUAUGUACUUCUACUACGGACUCUCUGCUGCAGGACCUCGCUUCCAGAAAUACCUGUGGUGGAAAAAAUACAUGACUGCCAUCCAGCUUUCACAGUUCAUUCUGGUCUCCAUUCACAUCAGCCAGUACUACUUCAUGGAAAAGUGUGACUACCAGGUUCCCCUUUGGAUCCAUCUCAUUUGGAUGAGUUGUGCCCUUUACUUCCUCCUCUUCUCCAACUUUUGGAUACAGGCCUACGUAAAGGGUAAGCGACUCCCUGCCUCAGAGGACAAACCAAAACUGAACGGCUCAGCCAGUGAACAUUUUACUGUGGUGGCCAAUUGGAAGCACCUAUAGGAUGGGAAUGCGCACCACCACACCAAUGGGAAAAGUGACUCUGGAACUGAGAUUGAGGCUCUUUAGAGCUACCUGUUAAUAUGUAUUUCAUUGUUCAUAUCUCAAAGCAUAAUGGAAGGGCACAGAUUUCAAUAUGCUGCUUCUACUCUUCAUAAUUUUGGUAUAAGCUGAGUUUUUCUUGUGCACACUUGUUGGGAUAUGAAUGCCAUGUUGUGUUUUGCCAGUGAUCUCUACUUGACACAUUGUGUUUGUUAGUUGCAUUGUGAAAACUAUUAACUAUGAUGAACACUGUAUGAAGAUUGGUGUUCAUUUUCUCACUGAUAGUAUUUUUCAGCUCAGGCUUGAAAGCUUGACCUACACUACCAUUUGUUUUGCUAACAUGACCCUUGUUGACCCUUGAGGAGUUUCCACUGGAGGCUUUUUAUUGCAAUUAGCCAGUGUUAUGUCAGAUCUCAAGUCAUUUUCAAGAGCAUUUACUGGGGAAUCUGCACUCCAAACCUGCAGAGUGCAACCACACAAGAGAUGUUGGUGCACUCAGCAAGAACUCUUAGAGGGACCAUAUUUGCCUGCUGGGAAGGCAUGGCACUAAAUGUUUGGUUGCAGCUAGUCUUUUUCAUCUGCACCUGGAAGUAAGGAAGGACCACAAUUCCUGAUCAAUCUGAGAGACGCAACUGGUAGGAAAUACAACUACUCUGUGCUCCUUUACACCUUUCUCAGC